Thlaspi arvense is the source of this 327-nucleotide messenger RNA. NCBI's taxonomy places the organism in Eukaryota, Viridiplantae, Streptophyta, Magnoliopsida, Brassicales, Brassicaceae. The record is from the annotation of a GenBank genome assembly.
AUGAUGAUGAUAAAGAAAGCAAGUGAGACGCAUACAGAAAUAGGAGCAGCGCCAUUGAGGCAGAUGUUGAAGAGAUGCUCAAGCUUCUUGAAGAAGGGCAAAGAAGACGUGCCCAGGAAGGGACAUUUUGCUGUCUACGUGGGCCGAUCCAGAGCCCGCCACGUGAUCCCCAUCACAUUCCUCAAUCAUCCAAUCUUCCAGAUGAUGCUUCAAGAAGCGGAGGAAGAGUUUGGGUUUCGGCAAGAGAGAGGCAUCACCAUUCCUUGCGACCAAAACAUAUUUCUCUCUCUCUUAGACUCCAUAAAAUAUCACUAUAUCUUAGUUUGA